This is a messenger RNA of Bursaphelenchus okinawaensis, 3201 nucleotides long. The record is from the annotation of a GenBank genome assembly. NCBI's taxonomy places the organism in Eukaryota, Metazoa, Nematoda, Chromadorea, Rhabditida, Aphelenchoididae.
AUGCCACAAUGGUUACCACUUCAGAAAGAUGAAGUUCUACCACUGUUUGUUCAGAGGCCUAAGCCAACUAGUUGUGUGACGACUCUCGUCCGCAAAUGGAGAGGGUUACAUCGUUUUCAGCGUACCGUAGUUAUAGGUCUAGCUGUGUUUUUGUUGAUUUUUUGUUUUUACGCACAAGUUUACUCGUUAUCAGGACAAGUUGAGGAUGUUUAUCAAAAACAGGUAUGUAAACACUCAUUUUUAAUUUAAAUCAUGAAAAACUUUGCUCGAAACUUGUAAAAAAAAUUUUUUUAUACACGCUAACUUGUCUUAUAGGUCUUUACUACAAAGCGAUACAAGACUGUUGAUGAACAAAACAAACAACCUCAAAUCAGUAAUAAAGGUGGUGUAAUCACCUUCCCUGAACCCAACCAAAGGCAGCAAGCAGUAAGGGCAGCUUUUCAACAUGCAUGGCAGGGUUACAAGAAGUAUGCUUGGGGCUACGACCAUUUGAAGCCUAUAUCUAAAGGCUACUCAGAAUGGAUGCAAUGUGGAUUGACAAUAGUAGACUCGCUAGACACUAUGUUGAUGAUGAAUUUAGAUCAAGGUAGGUAAAAUGAUUUUUUGCUUCAUUUUUAGAAACAUUAGUAUGUAUAUGAAUAGGUUAUAGUAUCUAUAAUUAUUUGACUUAUGAUGCCAAUUUUAGAAUUUGGAGAGGCGAAGGAUUGGGUGAUAAACAAGUUAACAUUUGAAAAAGACAACUAUGUUAACUUGUUCGAAACUACAAUUCGAAUAUUAGGAGGAUUGUUGACGACAUACCACAUUACCAAAGAAGAGGUGUUUAAGACGAAGGCAGAAGACAUUGGAAUCCGAUUAAUGGGAGCAUUAGAGAACACGGAUAUUCCAUAUAGUGACGUCAAUUUAAAGACCAGGUAUGCUCAUAAUUUAACGUUGUACUUAUUCUUUUAGGAAAGCGAAGCAACCAGCAUGGGGUGGCGAAAGUUCGUUGUCAGAAGUAACCUCAAUACAACUGGAAUUCAGAGAUCUGAGUAGAUUAACAGGAAAUACAACAUACGAGGUUCGGUCUUUUGAUAUCGAAUGACAUUAUAGUAAAGUAUCGCACAGUAACUGCUAAUUUUUUAGGAAAAGGCCUUCAAGGUGUCAGAACACAUCCACAAUAUUGGUUGUAAGAAACACGAUGGGUUAUGCGGAAUGUUUCUGAAUCCAUCAACUGGUACCUUCAGAGACAGUACCACUAUAACAUUAGGCGCGAGAGCUGACAGUUACUACGAAUACUUGUUGAAACAGUGGCUACAAACUGGGAAGGCGGUCGACUGGUUGAAGAAGGACUACGUGGAAUCUAUAGACGCCAUGAAGAAGCAUUUGUGGCGCGCUUCAGAACCAAAACAGUUCUGGUUUGUGGGCGAACUUUUGUCUGGCAACUCUUACUCUCCCAAAAUGGUAAGCUUUCUAUGUUAUUGUAACCUGGAUUAUACAGUUUACCACACCUUUGCCGAAAUAUGAUUUAUUUCAUUUUUAGGACCAUUUGGUAUGUUUCCUAGCAGGAACGUUGGCACUGGGUGCUCAGAACGGUCUUCCCGAGUGGCACAUGGAUAUGGCCAAGAACUUGUCACGUACAUGUUACGAAAUGUAUAAAACGCCAACGGGCUUAGCUCCAGAAAUUGUGUAUUUCAACCAGCUGCCUGGCACAAACAAGGAUGACAUAAUAAUAAAGGUACAGUCAUCUUGGGUUAGUGAAAUCUCGGGGAAUGCGUUUUCGGGGAGUACAUUUUAGGGGAGGAAGUUUCGGGGAAUGGUAUUUUCGGGGAAUGUAAUUUCGGGGAAUAUGUUUUCGGGAAAUAAUAUUUUCGGGGAAAAAUUUUUAAAAAAUUUAUUUUUAUGUAAAGUCCUAAAAAGUUGUGAAUGACGUAUAAUUGGUGGAAGACUGAAUCACCACCUGACUAAAUCACAUAUUUCUUUUUACCCAGACUGAAUCACAGACUGACCGAAUCACAUGUGCCUUUAAUUAUCGUGACCGUUGACAUCGUACCGUGAACGUUCCUAUGACACUUCUUUGUAUACUUUUAAUUUAAGGUCACAUGAUAAGUAUUAAUAGAAUACCGUGAACGUUAUUGUACUGCGCCGUGAACGUUAUAAUGUUACUGUUUUUGUAAUGGUUUUGUAAAAAUAUCAUAGAGUAAAUGUAAGUAUCGUUAUCAUCGUACUUCGAAAACAUAAAAAUUAGAACGUUCACGUCACGGUACGAUAACCUUCACGGUACUCUAUUUAUCAUGUGACCUUACAUUAAACCUAUACAAAAAAGUGUCAUAGGAACGUUCACGGUACGAUGUCAACGUUCACGAUAAUUAAAGACACAUGUGAUUCGGUCAGUAUGUGAUUCAGUCAAGGUAAUAAGGAAUAUGUGAUUUAGUCUUCCACCAAUUGAACUAAAUUAUUUGGUUUAAAUAUUACUUAUACAUUAUGUAUUAAUGAUAUAGUUAAUAUAAUCAAAUUGUUUUUAGUCAUUCACAACUUUUUAGGACUUUACAUAAAAAUAAAUUUUUUAAAAAUUUUUCCCCGAAAAGUCCACUCCCCGAAAAUAUUAUUCCCCGAAAACAUAUUCCCCGAACUUACAUUCCCCGAAAAUACUAUUCCCCGAAACUUCCUCCCCGAAAACGCAUUCCCCGAGAUUUCCCUUUCCCAGUCAUCUUCAGUUACUCUUAACAAAUGUUUUAGCCGUUAGAUGCACAUUCUUUGUUGCGACCAGAAGCCUUCGAAGCCUGGUUCUACAUGUAUCGUAUCACUGGUGACAAAAUGUAUCAGGAGUGGGGCUGGGAAGCCUUUUUAGCGAUAGAGAAAUAUGCACGGGUAGAAAAUGGGUAUUCUUCAGUCAAUAACUGCAAAAAAAUUCCGGUAACAUAUAGGUGAGUGUCUUAAUUAGUGACUGUACCCAAAUAUAUACUUUUACGUACGCUAUUACUUUUCCCAGAAAUUGCGUCUUGACAUCUACGAGAAAGUACUUUUUUCUAUUUUAGUCUAAAGAUAUUGAGAAAGUAACUUAUAAUAACUAUUGUAUGUUUCAGAGACAUGAUGGAGUCGUUCUUUCUUUCCGAGAGCCUUAAAUAUUUAUAUCUUCUAUUUUCCGACGACCAAACGGCGUUCCCUUUGAACGAGUACGUUUUCAACACGGAGGGUCAUCCACUGCCGGUGUUUAAUUAUUAA